Pogona vitticeps (central bearded dragon) is the source of this 2763-nucleotide messenger RNA. The record is from RefSeq and is a predicted model, not a curated record. Lineage: Eukaryota; Metazoa; Chordata; Lepidosauria; Squamata; Agamidae.
UGUUGUGAAGUCAUGGAGAGCUGCUGGGAGGUCCCCACCUUCCUUGGAGAGCCAGUUGACUUGGAUAUUUCCUGGUGUGGCGCAGGAAGGAAAAUUCAUGCUGAAACCAGAUAGUGAUGCCAUAUCCAGCAAUGGCCAACAUUGUGGUGAAGACAAUCUGGCAGUCCAAGGAAAUAAAUGAGGCUGGAGACACGCCAACAGGGACGGAGGGCCGUCCUCAGGGAAACAAGGAGCAGCUGGGAAAGUCUAGCGGUGCCAAAGGCUUCCCCAAAAAGAAGAAAGCCGUCUCUUUCCAUGGGUGGGAACCCUGGGAAGGGAGGGGGUGGAGUGUUACUGAGCCCCUUUUGACGGAUGAAAUCCCCAAUCUCAACCUGAAGCGAUCUUCUGCCUGCACCAAUGUUUCACUCCUGAACCUGAUUGAUGGGGAACGUGAUGAUUCCACCACUGAGAAUGAAUCUACAGAUGAUGGAGGUCCUUCAGGGGGAGCAGGUGGUGAGAGAAGGGAUCCCCUGCUUCCUAUCAAGUCUACUUGGUCUGAAGAUGAAGAGGACAUCUCCAGCCAACAGGAAGCGAGCAAUAGCGGCCUCUUGAGAGCCAAGGACUCUAUCACCAGCCUCAAGGAGAGAACAUCCAAAGUCAACCACCAUGUUCAGAAUCUGAAGAGUGAGUGCACGGUGUUGUGUGAAAACCUGGAGCGGCGCAGGCAGGAGGCUGAGGACCUGGAGGAAUAUUGCUCUCAGCUCAAGGAGAGCUGCAGAAAGGUGACGAAAUCAGUAGAGGAUGCUGAAGUUAAGACCAAUGUGCUGAAGAAAAACUCAGCACUCCUCGAGGAGAAGCUGCGUUUCUUACAGCGGCAGGUUCAGGCGGAGGACCUGGGCCGGCAGGAGCGCGAAUGGCAGGAGCCGGAACAGCGAAUGACCUCUGGGGUGUCCAAACAGCUCCUGGACCUAAUUAACAGCACGACAGCGACAGCCCUGAGGCCCUCCAGCUCUGAGGAGGGUGAACUCCAACAGUCCACCGCCAUUAUCCUUGCCGCCAUCAACAGCUUGCGAGGGGCACUGGAGAGCGGGCACUUACGAGGAGGGCCAGGGUAUGAAGGGAGUAUUGAUGGAAAACUGAGCACAGCCUCUGCUUUGGCUUGUGUUUCUCUGCUGGAAGAGAUCAGGAAAUGUGUGCCGGAGCUACCUGGGCAGUCUCAGCGGGAUGGCCUGACCCAGAAGGAGGUGCUGCGAAUACUGGCCCAGUUGGGUGUCCGUCUGGAGGAGGUCCUUCCACAAUGGGAGAGGACACACCUGGAGCACAGCCAGUCACUCCGCUUGCUGCGUGAGGAGCUGGAUGAGGUCUCUGCUAUGACAAAGCAGACAUCAGCGUCCCUCACCCAGCUCCGUGCUGACCUAGAUGGGCUACUGCAAGCGAAACCACUCCUGGAAGAUGUGUCUCGGCAUCUCUCCAUGCUCAAGCACCUUGAGACACCCGAGAGACCUCCCACCAGCUGUGCCAGAUGUUCCAGGUGCCUAUAUCAGAAACAAGCUGGGGCUGAAGAAUAUCAGCCAUCUUUGGGCUUUGUGAAUACAGAGAUAUUGCGACAGAUGGUUGAAUAUGCUGUGGCACCGAUCUUGGAGGAACUGAAGCAGAGAGCCAUCCCUCCAGCCAUGUGCUCUGGCUGCCAGCAUUUGCAGAAGAUGAUAAUGGAACUAGAGCAGUCAAACUUGGAUACUCACACUCGAGCAGAGGCACCAAAAUCAAACAUACGUCUGGCCCAAGAGGAAGCCUUGAGAACAAGGAACUAUCUGGAGCGGGCAAGAAUCAGCACAGAGGAUAAGGCCACCCACCUGGAUCUGUAUCUACAGAACAAGCUGAGCUCCCUCCACUCUCAGCUGUCCCUUGUCUCCCAGGAAGGAGUACCCCAGUCCCCGGCAACCUCCAUAGCUGCUACUGGUACCCUCAACAAGCGGAGCUCUUGUCCCGCUGAACUAAAUCAUCACCCCCAAUAAAAGAGAGAGAGAGAGAGAUGAGAGAUGGCCGUGAUGUGGUACUUGUUGCCUUUCCUUUAGAAAACCAUAGGGUGGUUCCCGAAGGAAGGCCUCCACACCUGAACAGAAAGGUUACAAGGAAAAGGGAGAGUUUGACUGCGUCAGACUAGGACUCGGUCAAGCCUCCUCUUGUCAGCCCUGACUAGCCGCAGUUCUCCCACAUUUCAGGCAGAAUGCUGUCCUAGUCCUACUUGGAGGUCCAUGUUCAGACCCGACAGCUUCCCUUCCAAGUAGAUUUUGAGACAAUAUCAGUAUGUCCGGAUAGAACACUUGUUUUAGGGGGAAACAAGUAACAUUUACUCAUGAUUUCAAAUACCUUCUAGGAUAGAUUUAAGGGAAGUUUUGCUUAUUUUUCUAAUUUUUUUAAUGUGUAUUUUUAUAAGUUUACAAGUGCAGGCAUGUAACUGUAAAUAAAAAAGUAAGUGGGUAAUGCAGCACUAUAAAAGUGGCAAUUAGCAGAUUAAAACCAAAUCCAAGUUCUGGGAGUUGGCUCUUAAGAUAGAAGCCACUAAGAACUGGCAGUACAGUUUACUUGCCAAGGCAGGCUAGAACUUAUCCCUUCUGGGACAGUUGAUCAUGUUCCACACACACACCAGAAACUAUAGCUUAUGCAGGGAGGAAAGCACAGACUGAGAGCCAAAAAACAGCUUUCUCACCUUUCUCUAGAGUGGUUCCCAACCUUGGGUCCACAGAUGUUCCUAGACUACAACUCCCAGCAAUCCUAGCAAGC